Messenger RNA from Caenorhabditis sp. 36 PRJEB53466, 1201 nucleotides. Lineage: Eukaryota; Metazoa; Nematoda; Chromadorea; Rhabditida; Rhabditidae. The record is from the annotation of a GenBank genome assembly.
AUGGCCGAGCCAAUGCAGACUUCUGAAACAAUCGAUCCGGAUUUGGUCAUGGAUCCUGUCGUUCCGAGUUUACCUCUUCGUGUCGUACGGAAAAUUGCGCUCAGAUGCGAUCAUCAGACUCGGUAAGCAUUUCUUCCAGAUUUCCUGUCAAAAUUGCUCGUAUUUCAGCAAAACCCUACGAGCUUGCUCCACUUUGGCUAAAGAGCAUUUCGACAAGUUGCCACAUCACUACUUCAAAAUCGAAGUGUAUUUCUACACGGAUUGCGUUCAAAUGUACUUGACGACGUACAAUAUGAAGACUGUGAUUCUUAACUUUUUCAACGAGGUGUCUGACGGAAUCACCACCGGAGUUCGUACGUAUCGUUUUUCGCAAGAAUACGACUACACCCACAAAAAGCCGGGAAAGGAUUGUCUUGUGAUGGCGAUCGAUGAGCUCAAGCUGAUCUUCAGAAAGGAAAAUCUUAAAAUCGAUUUGCUGACAAUCGAACCGCGAAACAAAGCUUACCACAAGGGCCUUCUACUUUGGGAAUGCAAGGGAGACAUCGAGAAGACGCUGCCUCCGAAUCCCAUCGAGACGGUCUACCUCGGACUCAGGACCAUCCUCAGCUCGUUGGGGCGACUCGUCAAGGUGCGUUGCUUCGACUUCCAGUUCGAUCGCAAGAAAAUGCUGCUCGUCUUCCUCCCCUUCUUCGAAGCGGGAUAUCUUAGACAAUUGUGCCUCCGCACUACCCUCGAUUACCCGCGCCUUGAAGCCAUCUUCGAAAUGGAGCAGGUCAGAAAGCUGAAGACUCUGCAGCUGCCAAACACAGAGGUGCCGGUCAAGAAACUCUACUGCUUCCCAGGCUUUUCGGUCACCUCGAGAGUGCCGAGCAAAGAGCAAAUGCAGCGUGUCAUUCAGGUUAGUGCCACAACGAUUCUAGUAAAUAAGAAAUUCAAAUUUUCAAUUGUAAGAAAACAUAGGGAAACUUCUUUGAGAGUUUGUUCGCCUUUAAAUUUUUAUUUUCAGAAGCUGCACCAAGCUCCAUCAUUCGACCACUGCUUCCUGUACUGGCCGGCCGGAAGCGUCGUCGACUACGUGGCUCUCUUCGGGUCCGCCGGCACCGAAUACAUUGCAGGCGGUCAGUACUACGAGUUUGUUGGGGAGCAAUACACGAUGGCCGCUAUUGCCAACGUCGACAACAUCAAGUUCCGCCGCAUAUAA